UAACUUUUCUGUAUGUGCAAAACUAGUCAGUUUGUUUCGACAAACAAUGUCGGUUUUGGGGAAAACUUGGAGAUAUAUCAAUGAGGGAAAUGCUCAUAUUGUGAUUGGUAUUCAAGAAGAGAGGCUGUGUUCCGCUUAUGUGCUCCGCCUUAUCAAAGAAGAUGAAGAAGCCGUUGAUGUGAAUGAGUUGCGAAAGUCUCUAGAUUUUGUAAAUUUUAUCAUGAACCCUUUGCUUUACAAUGGAUCUGUAUGUAAACUUGAGAUAAUAGAGUUACCUACAGAAGAAUUACCAGGUUUAAUCAAUGAUUUAAAACCAUUUAGGCCAACUGAAAGGUUAUCAAAAUUUUGUAUAAGUCCUUACAGUAUAAAGACGAGAAACUUAACAGUUUUGAAUCCAGACGGUGUUAAUUAUUGUGUAGAGAUAAAACCAAAGGAAGGGUUUAUGGCACAAUGUUUUAGAAACUAUGGAAAGUGCUAUUAUUGUUUAAAACAGUAUUUGAAACUACGGCAAAAUGAAAUUCUUAACAUCAGUAAAUACUGUCCGCUUGAUUUAUUUUCUGGUGACAGGGACAGAAUGAAAUCUGCCUUGUAUCACUUAUCAGAAAACCCACAGAACAACUUCAAAAUAUUUAAAAAUGGUCAAAUUAUUUAUAAAAUGCCAAACAAAGAUCAAUUUCACGAAAUUAUAAAGAAAAUGCAUAUUUUUAAAUCAACUAGUGCAUUCUUUAGCUUUACAAUAGAAACUUUACUGUAUAAAAAUAAACAUACUCAAAUAGACAACCACUCAGAUGACGUCACUUUUAUCAAGGAGAAUAUACAUUGUCAUACCACUUCUAACCUUAAUGAGGGAACAUUGUUAUAUAAAAUACAAAGGUUACAAAGGCUAGCAGAAGAACUCACCAUAUCAACAGACAACUUAGAAGACAAGUCCUUAGACUAUGUGUCAUCAUUAUUAGAACAUAUUGACCCAGAAAAUAGUCUUCAUUGUGCGACAGAACAAGAAAAAUUCCUUGAAAAGAUAGAGCCGUUACAUAAAGCUUUAAUAUCAGCUGUAGCUAAAGACUGCUCUAUCAUGAUAGCUUUUACACCGCAGUUAAUCGUAGAUUAUGAAUAUUUCAUACAAGUGGGUGAGAACAUGAUACCAUUCAGGGCAUCCGUGGCAGAUUUAGAACCAAAACUGCCGAAGGUUUUAAGAAAAAGGGAGAAAAUGGAAAAGAAACUAGUUGAGAUUUACGAAGAACAGUUGAAAAAUGAAGGUAAUUCAACCCCAUUCGGAGACCAGAACUAAACAACUCGAAGCAUGGCAGCACCUAAUCGCAGACUACCUAAAAACUACAAAACAAUCCACCAUAGACAUAAGAGAAGCUCAGAAUAGUCCUCUAUUUAACAAUCAAUCUAUCAACCGAAAGCUAUCACAGGAGU
Molecule: messenger RNA, 1422 nt
Organism: Leguminivora glycinivorella
Lineage: Eukaryota; Metazoa; Arthropoda; Insecta; Lepidoptera; Tortricidae
Product: vacuolar protein-sorting-associated protein 25-like
Exons: 2
Coding region: 47-1288 (413 amino acids)
Biological process (GO): inositol phosphate biosynthetic process; protein transport to vacuole involved in ubiquitin-dependent protein catabolic process via the multivesicular body sorting pathway
Cellular component (GO): ESCRT II complex; nucleus
Molecular function (GO): inositol-1,3,4,5,6-pentakisphosphate 2-kinase activity; protein homodimerization activity; structural molecule activity
Source: RefSeq, a predicted model, not a curated record